AAAUCCUUCAAUAUGUUAAGUACCUAUCUUGUCUGUUGUUGAAAAGAGGGCAAUGGCUUUUCCCAGGACAGUUUGUUAGAAUGACUAUGGAAGAAAUAUUUGAUCAAACAUCAUUGCAUUACAUUUUUGGAAGGAAUAUGGAAGAAGAUAUUAGCAAAAAACUAUGGAAAGACCUUAGAAGAGAAAUGAAAUCCACUAGUUUUCCUCCUGAAAUAAAAGAUGGAAAACUUAAACUGCGAAAUGAAUAUUCCGGAGUUAAUUUGGUUUUCUAUGCCCUUUUGAGAACAAAAAAAUUUGUUGGUGCUAGACAACUUGUUGAGAAAGGAUGUAUUGGAAUUAGACCAAUUCUGAUUGGCACAAGAACACUAGAUGAUUUGAAAAAAGAAUGGAGAGCAACAGUUGAUUUUCAGAAAGAAAUGGAAAGCCUGGCAGGGACUUUAAGUCAACAUGCUUUGAGUAUAAUAAACUACAUCCAGGAAAAAGAUGAACGCAAUAGACAUAUAGCCUUGGAAUGGAGAAUCAAAAAUUUAGCCACCAACACCAUUCAAAUAUCUUUCCAAGAAUGGCGAAGCAAAUUGAAACAGUUCUUUUUUAAUGAAGAUGAAAAGUCAAACAAAGUUGGGAGGCUACUUCUAAAUCAUGGUUACCUAGAAGCUGCCUACAAAACAGAGAAUGAAUGCUUCCUGGAGAAUGCUAAGCUUAAAACUAUGCUGAAGGAGAUGUGGUAUGGAGAAGGAUACAAGGAAAAGAAAUGUUGUGACAAAAUUUCAUACAUUUUUUUGAGACUCUUCCUGUGCAUUAUUCAUAUCUUUGUCAUGCCGGUAAUGGUUUUCUCACUGGGACUACCAUCAUGGUUAUAUCAAAAGUAUCAUGUCCCCAUCCUGAAACUGUGGAUCAACAUGGCAGGAUUAGUUUCGUUUCUAGCGGCUUUCGCCUACAUGCUUUUGUUUGAUUAUACUGAGAAUGGAAUAUCGCAGUCAGAGUACGCCGUUCUUUACUGGAUUACAAACAAAUAUCUUGAUGAAUUACACCAGAUAUUUGUUAUACGUUGUCGUAAAAGUAAGCGGAAGACCAGACGUGACAGAUAUUGUGAGUACAUAAAAAACAUUUGGAACUGGCUUGACUGGUUUAUUAUUAUCUUCUGCUUUGUGGGCUCUGCUGCCAAAUAUUUCGCAGAGAGCGAAUCCGUUCAAGGAUUUGCAAAGAUCAUGCUCAUUCUGUCAUUUAUUCUGCUAAACAUGCGAAUCCUGAAUAUGUUUUGGACUUAUGAGUUCCUAGGCACUCGACUCGUCAUCAUUCAGAAAAUGGCCGGAAUUACAGUUGCUUUCAUGGCGAUAAUGCUCGUUAUAAUGAUGUGUUACAACGUGGUAGACUAUGCCCUCCUGUACCCAAACACAGAAUUCACAUGGACGGAAAUUCAAAAUAUUGUAAAAAAUGGCUACUGGGCAUUGUAUGGAAAUUUUCCAGAAGAUGAUUAUUCUAAUUGCACAAAUAACGCAACGGGGUAUGAACAAGAACCGAAUCCAAGAUGUCCGACCUCAUUGGGGGAAGCCUUGUCUCCAUAUCUUAGAGCCAUAUAUGGCUUUGUGGCCAUUGUUAUGCUUUUGAACUUGUUGAUUGCAAUUUACACGAAAGCGUAUGAAAGAGUGGAUAGUAAAUCCAGAAUAUAUUGGUCACACCAACAGUCAGAAUUCCUUGAAGAAUACACAAUCAGAACUAUUUUUCCCGUCCACAUGAAGGGCCUUUGCUUACUUGUGCUUGCUAUUUAUUCCUUGGUUUUCUUGAUCGUUGGAAAAAUAAAGAAAGCUGGUCACGAGAAUCAACGAUUAAUGAGAGUUCUCUUCUUCGAUGAAACUUUUGAUGAUCUUCGAACGGAAUCGACUGAAGAAGAAAUAGAUGGAAUGUUAGAAGUGCAAAGGGACACAAAUACUUUGGAAUCUGAGGCUGAGGAUAUUUCUGUAAAGCAAAAAAGAGUGAGUGAACAAGAAAACACUGAUGUAAAGACUUCGAUAAAAGAUCUGAAUGAAAAGAUUCAAUUCCUGUUAACGGAACUGAACACCAUUAAGAGUCUUUCUGCACCUAGAGGAAUCUACACAUCUGUGAAAGAAGAUCAUUAGUUAUAACUCACAACAACUGGUGGCAUAAGAACUAUCCAAUGCUAAUAAUAGGAUACUACGUGUAGCAUUAUUUAUGUUUAGGAGUUGAACUGUCCUUUACCAUAUAAUGUAUAUUAACUUGUCUAUGAACAUAGUAUUUGUGAUAUCUGUGCAAAAAUACAACUAAUAUUAACUACAUAAAUGCUUUUAACAUAUCAAUAUAUUAUCCAUUUUAAUGUAACAAUUUUAAGAAAUUUAAUGUUUAGGUUUCAAUGAUUUAUUUAUUUCCCUUCUGUGUGUUAACGUUUGUGUUGUCACGUGCAAAUGUCCGCGUUUGAGUGUUUAAGUUUACUUGGUGUGACGUAUUUGAUCAUUUCCAGUUUAACUGGUUCUAUUACUGUUAUUAAAAUCCACUUGUGACGUCAUUCUUUUGUUUGAGAGCUCCAUUACUUUUCAGAAAGGGAGAGUUGCAAAUUUCAUUGAAAGCAGAAUUUCUUAUGAUUUUAUUCUCCCUUCCGUGCCUUUACCGAGGAAAGAACUUAGAAUUUUUUUGAGUAGAGUUUUAGAAAAUUUAAGAGUUUUAAAAUUUUAUUUCCAAUGGUAAGGAUCGAACACUGUGCCCUCCGUAUUGAUUUUGGGUACUCAUUUCACUAAGCUAUCGAAGAAUUUGAGAAACACUGGAUUAGAAUAACCUUAGUACACUUUUUUUCUCCUUACUUUCUAUAGUUUAUAAAAAAAAAUUAAUAUUACUAAUUUAUAAUGUCUAUUUAAAUUGUGUCAAAUAAAUAUUCUUCCUUUUAUAUUAA
This is a messenger RNA of Saccostrea cuccullata (small rock oyster), 2902 nucleotides long. RefSeq names its product transient receptor potential cation channel subfamily M member 1-like. The transcript has 18 exons. Lineage: Eukaryota; Metazoa; Mollusca; Bivalvia; Ostreida; Ostreidae. Gene Ontology annotation, cellular component: plasma membrane. Gene Ontology annotation, biological process: monoatomic cation transmembrane transport; metal ion transport. Gene Ontology annotation, molecular function: monoatomic cation channel activity. The record is from RefSeq and is a predicted model, not a curated record. Bases 81 to 2117 code for a protein of 678 amino acids.